Messenger RNA from Suillus bovinus, 832 nucleotides. RefSeq lists its product as uncharacterized. The transcript has 2 exons. NCBI's taxonomy places the organism in Eukaryota, Fungi, Basidiomycota, Agaricomycetes, Boletales, Suillaceae. Bases 208 to 522 code for a protein of 104 amino acids. The record is from RefSeq and is a predicted model, not a curated record.
GGUAAGCCCUUGAAGGGGCAUACCGAUUGGGUUCGCUCGGUCUCGUUCUCACCAGAUGGUACUCGCAUCGCAUCUGGUUCGGACGAUAAAACUGUCCGUCUGUGGAGCGCAGUGAAACUGCAACCUUCCCCCGAGUCCAGAAAGCUAGAUGUCCCCGCAUUUUCGCUGCAUCAAUACACCACACCUUCCGCCCAGGAAAACCCUAUCAUGUUAUCCAACACUUGUGACGAUCAUCUCAUCCGCUUCUCGUCCAGCCUGGAACACGCACUGCCCAAUCCCGCUGAAUUGCUCGAGCCCACCUCUCAUCAUAAUUCUCAUUCGACGCCUUUCUUACUGCAGGUCGAUGGAUGGAUGAUGGGCCCCAAUUGUCAACUCCUUUUCUGGGUACCUCCCGCUUCCCGACAUGCAUUUUAUACUCCUUGGAACUCGUUGGUGAUCCCAAGAGGUGGUGUCGAGCUUGAUUUGAGCCGCAUGGCACACGGGACAAACUGGUCGAGUUGCCGAGAUGCCUCCCGCGGCUAACGGUGAUUUUAUUGCUGUAAUAUCAAGUGUGCCAUUUUAUUUCUUGAUUCCUUUUCAAUUAUCCUAUUACCUAGCUCGAAUUUAUGAUUGUCUCGCUGAAUGAUGUGCUAAAAAGUAGACACUAAACCUAAACUCCAAUGUUGUUGCUGAUUCGUCAGAGCACGUACCGAAACCUAUGUAAUUGAAGUCAUUAUUCAUAUACAAUGUACCAAAUCUCUAACCGAAAAGUUCCUUACUCAUAAAAUACAUUUGGAAUCUGACAAUGGUUCGGUUACGGUUUCAAGUUGAACGGGGUCGCAAUAUUGUCCAC